This is a messenger RNA of Camellia sinensis, 774 nucleotides long. NCBI's taxonomy places the organism in Eukaryota, Viridiplantae, Streptophyta, Magnoliopsida, Ericales, Theaceae. The record is from RefSeq and is a predicted model, not a curated record.
UUCUUGUCUUGCACAGCCAAGACGACCCUUUUUUCUUUCUUCUUCCAAUUCUCACUCAAUGGUGAAGAACAACAACAACGCAGAUCCUCUUAACACUUUUUCUCAGCAUUGGAUGCUGAUGAAUAUGGAGGUGAUGGAAGCUGAUUUCAUGCAAAUGAUAUUGAAUGAAGAAAUUGAAACCCAGAACAAUUGUUUGGAUGAUGAGACAAAAUUUGGGCCCAUAUCAAGUUCAAGAGAUGAUCAUCAUUUAAUACAAGUAAACUUCACAAAGGAUAUUCAUGAUACUGAGAAGCUAAUUCAAAAGAAAAAUGAAGCUUAUUCUCAAAUUGCUGAAAAAUUACUAAAAAGGACGGCGGAUUGUAACUUUGUAAUUUUAGCAUAGGAACUAUUUCAAAUAUCUAUAUCAUCAGGAGGAAUGAAAUGGAGACUUCGCAGCAAUUUUUGAAGGAAUUUCGGCCUUCGAAGAACCCUAACCCUAGCCGAGGGAGAGACUCUUAGAGAGUUAUAAUUGGUAAAAGCUCACCACCUGGAUACCAUGUUAUUUCAAAGUUCGAGCACUUACGACAACAAUAUUCAAAUAGUUUUUGGGCAUGGAAGCACCAAGUCGAGAAUUUGCAAAAUUGUCUCUCAGAGCUUCAUCAUUCAAAGAACCCAUCCAAGUAAGGAGAGCUAUUGGAACAUACUCUCAAGAGGAACAACUCAAUUGCUUUGUAAGUUAUUUAAGCCUAAGUAUUCCAUUAUUAUAAAAAAAAAAAAAAAAAAAAAAAAAAAAAA